Messenger RNA from Ipomoea nil (Japanese morning glory), 511 nucleotides. RefSeq lists its product as uncharacterized. The transcript is spliced from 5 exons. NCBI's taxonomy places the organism in Eukaryota, Viridiplantae, Streptophyta, Magnoliopsida, Solanales, Convolvulaceae. Bases 1 to 492 code for a protein of 163 amino acids. The record is from RefSeq and is a predicted model, not a curated record.
AUGCAGACACUUAGCGAGGCUUUGUUGAACAACAACCACCCCGUGCCACCUCCUCAACCUGCUGGGCACAUGGAUAUUGGUCGUUUGGUGUCGGGUCACAGACCGCCGACCUUCACGGGUGAAGAAGACCCGAUCAGCGAUGAGCUUAGUUUUUUUCCCUCUCCUCUGUAUUUUUGGCGUAGCAACAGUGGGCAGAGGUGGAUCUCUGGCGAUGAUGUAGAUCUGGCAAUAGCUUCGCAAAUCUGGCACGGUUGGAGCAGUUUUCGGCGGUGGUUGGUCCCCUCCUGCGACGACAGUCCGGUGGUCCCUCUCACCGGCAGUGGAGCUUGGAGUGAGGUGACGAAAUGGCAAUGUGGUGGUGGUUUGGACAGAAACAGAGAAACUACAGAAUUGGAAUGGAUUAACAAUGAAUUACUAAGGUUCCCUAUUGAUGUGAUUAGCCUAAGAGUGAGCUUAGGAUUGGAUGCGUUUAGCUUUUGGAGCUUAGCUUGAGGUAAGUUUCUAUGUCCGU